Molecule: messenger RNA, 2556 nt
Organism: Pocillopora damicornis (cauliflower coral)
Lineage: Eukaryota; Metazoa; Cnidaria; Anthozoa; Scleractinia; Pocilloporidae
Molecular function (GO): calcium ion binding
Source: RefSeq, a predicted model, not a curated record
AUGAUAUCGACAUUGGUACUUCGCCGCCUCAAAAGACAUAAUUGUAUUACUGAAAAGUUUACUUUAUUCCCCUCGGGUCAGAGCGCUUGUGUAAACAACCCAUGCAAGAACAACGCCACUUGUCAAAGCGGUUUUACCGACAAAGGAUAUCACUGUUUGUGUACUGCUGGAUUUAAGAGCUUGACAUGUGAUGAAGAUAUCGAUGAAUGUACUAUUGGAAAUCACGACUGUGGUACCAAUGCCGUGUGCAACAACACCAAGGGAUCGUACAAUUGCACAUGCAUAACUGAUUAUUUGGGAGAUGGAAAGAAAUGCAUUAGAAAGGUUUCUACGUGCAAGGAAGUUUAUGACAGGAACACAUCAACUGUGGAUAAACUGGUGACAUUGCACAUUGAUUCAAAACCAAUUUCCGUGUUCUGUCAUAUGAAAAUCGAUGGAUGUGGCAAUGGAGGAUGGACGCCACUCAUGAAAAUCGAUGGUGAUAAGGACACCUUCCACUUUGGCUCACACUACUGGACUGAUAAGAACGAAUACAGCCCCUUUGGCGGACAGACUGCGUUUGAUAGGCAAGAGACCAAGUUAUCGACUUACUGGAACACGCCCUUCUCUAAGAUCUGUCUCGGUAUGAAGAUCGACCAACAGCUCAAGUUCAUCGUCAUCAAAAAAAAGGCCGACUCUCUAUACUCGCUGAUUGCGGACGAAAUAUAUCGAAGCACAUCACUGGGUCGCGGGAAAUGGAAGGCGUUGAUUGGUUCGAAGGGUUCCUUACAACUCCAUUGUAACAAGGAAGGCUUUAAUGCUGUCUCUGAUGAACGUCAUUCUAGAGCUAGAAUUGGAAUACUUGGUAACAAUGAAAAUGAGUGCAAUACUUGUGAUUCCAGAAUUGGGUUUGGUACUGGGGGUGAUCCUGAUAACUCUAUAACAUGUGGAAAUGCAGCCUCAUGGCUUUAUGGGUCGGAUAAUGGAAAAAGUGAUAUCAAAACAAUGGGGUACAUCUUAGUGCAGUAGAAAGCACUACUCGGGAAAGAUACCACGUGCACGAAACGAUAAAAUGGUGUUACUGGAACCUUAAACGGCCGGGAAUCAUUAUCAGGGCAAUUAAAUUGCACAUGAAUGAAUAGGUGGAUGGACAUAUCAGGACGAGUACGUAAAUAAAAGUCGAAAAAAAGGAAUCAGUCAUUACAUAAGUACCCUGAAUGUCUAACUUUAAGAAUCAAGUUAUAAGAUACUUUGAGAUUUAAUGAUUUUUCCUAUAAUCAGCAAUGAGAUGCAGAUCUUUUAAAAUGAGAUAUUUGACCAAAUUUGAUAAUUGCAAAUGAAUGAAUAGGAGAAUGGACAGAUCUGGACGAGUACGUAAAUAAAAGUCGACGAAAAUGAAUCAGUCAUGACAUAAAUACCCGAGUGUCUAACUUUAAGAAUCAAGUUAUAAGAUAAUUUGGGAUUUAAUGAUUUUUCCUUUAAUCAGCAAUGAGAUGUAGAUCUUUUAAAAUGAGAUAUUUGAUCAAAUUUGAUAUCAAGCUUUAGGUGUAGCAUGUCUAAUAUUAAAAUUCACUUUAUUGGAGUUUUGGUUGCCCAAAACUUGAGGUAUACUGUGCUUUAAAGUUCUUUGUUAUAUUGGCGAAGCUUACUAACAUAUUAAUUAUAUCGGCGAAGCCUACCGACAUGUUAAUUCCAUGAUAAUCUAAAUUCAUAAUUAGUUCAUAGAAUGGAAGGAAUAUUUAGACAUUUUUUAAAUGACUCUUGGAUUAUAAGACAGUAGGUAAGCUGAGAAUCGCAAACAGCUUACAGAAUAUCACUCGAAAUACCAGCGCAAAAAGAAAUUACACCAUCUCAAGAAAUUUUUUGUCUUCCUUUGAAUCUACUGCGAAUUUGAACACACAGGGCAUUUCUUUUCAAUUCUAGAUACUGCAAGUGAGGGAAACAGGAAAUCGCGAUAAGCUUUAACCAGUUAUUUGCCAGUUUGUCACAGUUUCCAUUAAUAUUGACAAGUUACCGCUAUUCAAUGUCACAGGUCAUUUUUGCUUCAUGUUGAGUUAUCUCUUAAGAUAAUUAAGGAAACCUUGCUAUAAUGAUUCUUAGAAAAUGGGUAAAACCGCUGAAAGAGUCUCAAUGCGGCGAUGACUUUUACAGCUAAGGGUUAAACUUUUGGCCAUUUUACGGCUAACAGUUAAUAUAGUUCCAUUGCUGUCAAUACAAUUUUCUUCAGCGGUUCACAUAUUUAAAAAACUAUUUAAAGACUACUGGUUAAACAAUUUCUUUUUACGCCCAACGUUUUAAUAUGUUGGCCGUUUUACGGCAAACGGUUAACACCAUUCAGAUCCUCCUGUGAAGAACGACUUUAAUUAACGACGGCGAAGAUUCACAUGGAUUGCACAUCACAAUAUCCUUCAAAAAAGUUAGCGAUAAUUCGUUACCUUUCCAGCAAAAAAACAAAAACAAACUAAAACCAAGCCAAAACAAAACAAAAAGACAAAGCAGGAAAUAUUAAGAAAGGAAAAAAAAAAAAUUUAGUGAUGUAUUUUUCAUGGAUCCUGUAUUCCAAUAGCAGCAACAGCU